This is a messenger RNA of Plasmodium gaboni, 1899 nucleotides long. RefSeq names its product putative poly(A) polymerase PAP. Gene Ontology annotation, cellular component: nucleus. The record is from RefSeq and is a predicted model, not a curated record. Lineage: Eukaryota; Apicomplexa; Aconoidasida; Haemosporida; Plasmodiidae. The transcript has a single exon. Bases 1 to 1899 code for a protein of 632 amino acids. Gene Ontology annotation, molecular function: poly(A) RNA polymerase activity; RNA binding.
AUGCACACUGUUUACGAAAACGAGAAUUUGAUUGAAUGUAGCAAUUUUAUGCUGAACAGAAAAGAUAGCCUUGAGGAAUUUUUUGAGGUGAGCGAGAUAAAAGAAGAGACUGAGGAAACAUAUUUGAAUUAUAAUAUAGAAUGUACAUUAAAUAAGAAAAUCGAAGAUAGGAAGAGUAAUGUUACUUAUAGGCGUGAAAUAAUAAAUGAUGAGAAUAUACAAGAGAAUAAGAAAUAUGAAGAGGGUGGUGUUACUGAACCAAUAUCAUUAAAUUAUCCAUCAGAAGAAGAUAUUAAGAAAUCUAAUGAUGUAGUAGAAUUAUUGAAAGGAUAUAAUUUAUUUGAAGAAGAAAGUGGAUUAAAAAAGCGAGAAAAUGUUUUAGGUAUGAUAAAUAAAUUAUUUCAUGAGUUUCUUAUAGAAUUAUCUAUAAAUCAAGGUAUAAGUGAAGAAGAAGCAAAUAAUAUAUCAGGAAAUUUAUAUACAUUUGGUUCUUAUCGUUUAGGUGUAAUUACACCAAAUAGUGAUAUAGAUUGUAUAUUUUUAGCUCCACAAAAUUUAACAAGAGAAAUAUUUUUUAAUGAAUUCUAUUUAAAAUUACAACAAGAUAGAAAUGUAAAAAAAUUACAAGCUUUACCAGAAACAUAUACACCUAUUAUACAAUUUAUGUAUGACGAUGUUGAUAUUGAUUUAUUAUUAGCAACCUUACCAUAUAAAACAUUAAAAGAUUGUUAUUAUUCUUUAGAUAAUGAUCAUAUAUUAAAAAAUUUAGAUGAAGUAACAGUUAGAUCAUUAAACGGUAUUAGAGUUGCUGACUUAAUAUUAAAUUCUGUACCGAAUAAAGAUCAUUUUAGAAAUACAUUAAGAUUUAUAAAACUAUGGGCAAAAAGUAGAGGUAUAUAUAGUAACAUAUUAGGUUUCUUAGGAGGUAUUUCAUGGGCAUUAUUAACAGCAAAAAUUUGUCAGUUAUAUCCAAAUUUUAAUGUUAGUCAAUUAAUAUGUAAAUUUUUUAAAGUAUAUUCUAUAUGGAAUUGGAAAUAUCCAGUACUUUUACAAAAUAUUAAAAAAUAUAAUAUUGAAGGAUUAAAUAAUUUUCCCGUUUGGGAUCCUGAAAAAAAUAUAAAAGAUAAAUUACAUGUCAUGCCUAUAAUUACACCAGCUUUUCCAUGCAUGAAUUCAACACAUAAUGUUACUUAUUGUACACGUAAUAUUUUAAUAGAAGAAUUUAAAAGAGCUCAUUCAAUUAUCCAAUGUAUGGAAGAUGAAAAUAAUAUGAAAUCUUCUAUACCUAUGUAUAAAUUAUGGCCAAAUAAUAAUAAUAGUAAUAAUCUUAAUAAUAAUAGUAAUAAUGUUUGGAUGACUAUUUUAGAACCAUUAGAUUUAUUCAGUACAUAUAAACAUUUCCUACAUAUACAAAUUAUGGGUAUUAAUGAAUUUAUAUAUAAUAGUUGGAAAGGAUGGAUUGAAAGUAAAAUACGUCUCUUAUUCAAAAAAUUAGAAACUAUUAAUGAAUUAAAAAUUAGACCCUUUCCUAAAUUCUAUUUUUAUAAAAAAGAAAAAUUAUAUUAUUGUUCAUCCUUUUUUAUAGCACUUAUAUUUUUUUAUAAAAACCCAUAUGAAAAUACCUUUAACUUAUCAUAUGCUAUUCGUGAUUUUAUUGACAUUGCCUUGAAUUGGCCACAAAAAAUAAAAUACCCAAACGCCUUCAAAAUUAAUAUCAUGUAUCAAAAAAGAUCACAAGUUCUGGAAUUCUUAGAUAUAGUAACAAAAGAAGAAAACCAAAAAAAUAAACAUGUGAUGGAAAAUACGGACAAAGAUCAAAUUGAUCAUAAUCAAAAUGGUUAUAGAAAUAACCAUAAAAAUAAGCAAUUUGAUGAAUACGACGAUCACUUAUUUAAUUGA